Molecule: messenger RNA, 1433 nt
Organism: Rhizopus microsporus ATCC 52813
Lineage: Eukaryota; Fungi; Mucoromycota; Mucoromycetes; Mucorales; Rhizopodaceae
Exons: 3
Coding region: 45-1199 (384 amino acids)
Source: RefSeq, a predicted model, not a curated record
UGGUAAGUAUAUAAAUAAGAAACAAGCAAAUAAAAUAACCAUAAAUGAUAGAUUGGGUUAGAAGCUUCAGGAUGGGUGAUCUCUACGCGUACUUGACGUUUAUUGGUAUCAUCAGCCUCUGGUGCUUUCUUGGACUCGUUGUGAUUGUGAUGAAAUCCAUUCGAGGCAUGACCAUCUUUGCCUAUGGUCUCCUUGUUCUCACUGUCGUUCAAUUCCUAAUUGGAUUUGUUCAUAUCGUUCUGUUGUACAACACGUACCGUCCGAUCCUAAUGAACAACUGUAUGCAGCGUCAACCCUAUCCGUUCUUUUGGUGGGCUACAAAUUAUGAAGAGAACCAAGAGUUUAAGCAAAUCUUUGACAAAUGCAUGCACCAAUGGUCUCAGUUUUCAAGCGAAAGGUUGAUCUCAUGGAUUGUUUAUUCUGCUGCUUCUGGACUCGUCUUGGCCGCCGUCAUAAUCCAUAAACGACACAUUUCUGACGAGUACCAGAAGGCUCGUGGAUAUAUCGUAAGCGAUCAAGAAGGCGAAUGGGCUUCUGAGGAAAAGCCUACAAAGGAGGGAGCUAUUCGCCUUGACCGAUCCCCACCUCCAUAUGAAGGCGAUGAAGAAAAGGAAAUGAUGGAUGUCAGCAUGCAUCAGCAGCGUCAAAAACUGUAUGACGAAAUUGCUAAGCGCAAGAGAGCCAAGAAAAACCUUAACCGUAAAUCUGUGAUCAGCAACUCGUCUGAUCCUGCCUCUGUCUCCGUAGUCCAUCCGCUUGACCUGACAAAGGAUCCCGGCGUCUACCAGCCUCCACCCAUGCCUCCCAAGGAUUCUCAAGAGUCAUGGAACCGAUAUGAGGGUACAAGUGCAGGGGAUGAUGAGCGCCAAGAACUGGAACGUCAGCGCCGAUUUAACUCGCACACGUCUGAGCGGCUGGAAUAUGAGCUUUUCAAGUCCCAUGAGCCUCAAGCUCACAGACGCCAUAGUAGCUUUGGCGAAAAAAGAAGAUCGAGCAGACGUAAGGGGUCUAAAUUUGGUAGUUCUCAAAGACACCGACCUGUUUCCUUGCGUUGGUCCAGUGUACAUGCAGAUACGGCCUUCACGCCACUUAUUGAAAAAUCAAAUGACCCUGAAGUAGAAGAGCAUGAAGAAGAUCAGGAGAUGUCAAGCUUGAUGAAGCCAGAGGAUAGCGAGCCCUCAGAACAGGCAUCAUAUUAAAUAAAUAAGGCUUUAUUAUUGAUGAAAAUUGUUUUGCAUUUCUCUUAAUGUAUGUAGUACUUCUACUGGAUCUGAUUUUCCAGCCAUAACUUGUAGUGAUUGUUCGUUCACUCUUAAAUAAGGGUUAAAUAGUUUCUCUUGUCCUAUUGUCGAUGGCACCGUAAUCAGUUUAUCUUGAAUCCAAUUCCAUUUUGCAACAAGCGCUUCAUUAUGAGGUUCGACACUCAAGGCAAA